This is a messenger RNA of Brassicogethes aeneus, 1393 nucleotides long. Lineage: Eukaryota; Metazoa; Arthropoda; Insecta; Coleoptera; Nitidulidae. The record is from the annotation of a GenBank genome assembly.
CAAAACAGUUGGUUGAUGGUUGUCUCGCCGAUUGGUGUUUUUGCUUUUAAUUAUGGAAAUAAACAACUCAGAGUUAUACAAAUAUUACACCAUAAUAAACGAAGACGAAACUCUAAUUAAUCAGGAUGGUGAAAAUGGACAGCAGAUUGUUUUAUUGUCAUUGGAAAACGAAAAUGUUGAGCAGGAAGCUUCAAACGAAGCAUUUAUUAAUGUUAGUGAUAUAGGCUUAAAUGAAAAUCAGGCUGGAAUAAAUUACGAGACAAAAAUGAAAAUUAUUAAGUUGGAAGAUGGUAGCAUGUAUUUAGCUACCCUGGCAGAUAACACAGAAACAAUCAAACCAGAAAUAAUUACAAGCGAAACUGAAACCACUGAGUUUUUAGAGGACACUAUGGAGAUGAAUGAUAAUGCAGAAGAAAAUUAUGAAAUUAUUAAUCCAGAAGGUUUGGAUGAAAUACAAGUUUAUUACUUUGAGCAACCUGAGGAGAGUGAAACAGAAAAAAAAUAUGCUUGCCCUUAUGAUGAUUGUGAUAAGAGUUUUACAAAACCUAGAUAUUUAAAUAUGCAUAUGAGAAAUCAUUUGCAGAAAAAACCGUUUGAAUGUCCUAUAAAUAAUUGUGGUAAAUCAUUUACUACAAAUUAUUCCCGUAAAACUCACAUAAGGACUCAUACUGGGGAGAAACCAUAUGGAUGUGUAAUGUGUUUAAAACAAUUUAAGGCUGUGGGGGAUUUACAAAACCACAUAAGAAUACACACAGGUGAAAAGCCAUUUGUAUGUCCUAUAGCUGGCUGUGGGAAAUCAUUUAGUACUUCAAAUAUAAGAAAGGUCCAUGUUCGGUCACAUACUGGGGAACGACCUUAUGCAUGUACAGAACCAAAUUGUGGGAAAGCUUUUUCCUCAGCAACCAAUUACAAAAAUCAUUUAAGAAUACAUUCUGGCGAAAAACCAUUUGCUUGCAGGGUGGAAGGUUGCAAUAAACGUUUCACAGAAUAUUCCAGCUUAUACAAACAUAAAACCGCUCAUCUUGUAGAACGACCAUACGAAUGCGAAUUUGAAGGGUGCGAAAAAAAAUUUAAGGUGGAAUCAGCUUUAACUUUGCAUCAAAAGCUGAAACAUAAAUUAAUUAUGACCAAGCUUGGUACAGCGAUUAUUGUGAAUGUAUAAAAAUUAAUUUAUUAUAAAACAAAUAAAAUAACAGGGUUUCAGAAUAAUCUAUAUUUACAAUUUAAGUGGUCAUUCCUGUAAAUUUUUGUAUAUGUUACUUUGAAACAACAUGUAAACCUAUAGGUAUCACAUUUUGUUUUAUUUUAUAUACAAGGCGUCCCUGAAAUGCCUUUACAAAAUAAUUCCACAUAUUCCUGGGAUAUAACUAAAUUUACGUCUAUACUAAAGUUG